This is a messenger RNA of Eremothecium sinecaudum, 1521 nucleotides long. It is a transcript of the gene TPS1, whose product is annotated as alpha,alpha-trehalose-phosphate synthase (UDP-forming) TPS1. The transcript has a single exon. Gene Ontology annotation, cellular component: cytosol; alpha,alpha-trehalose-phosphate synthase complex (UDP-forming). Gene Ontology annotation, biological process: cellular response to heat; trehalose biosynthetic process. The record is from RefSeq and is a predicted model, not a curated record. NCBI's taxonomy places the organism in Eukaryota, Fungi, Ascomycota, Saccharomycetes, Saccharomycetales, Saccharomycetaceae. Bases 1 to 1521 code for a protein of 506 amino acids. Gene Ontology annotation, molecular function: alpha,alpha-trehalose-phosphate synthase (UDP-forming) activity.
AUGAGUGAAUCAGCAAAUGGUAAAGAAAUUGAACCUUUGAAGACUAGUCAUGGCAAUAGUCUCACAAAGAGUGAAAACAUUGAGAAGGAAAAUGUAGUCAAUGAUGUUAUUGUUGUAUCGAAUAGGCUACCUGUAACUAUAAAAAAAAAUGCAGAAACUGGUGAAUAUACGUAUUCUAUGUCAUCAGGUGGAUUGGUUACUGCUCUUCAAGGUCUAAAAAAAUCAACCACGUUCCAGUGGUAUGGUUGGCCAGGUCUUGAGAUACCUGAUGAAGAUAAGGAAAAGGUUAAGGCUGAUCUUUUAAAGAAUUUCAAUGCUAUUCCUAUAUUUUUAAGUGAUGAACUAGCCGACCUACAUUAUAAUGGAUUUAGUAAUUCUAUACUUUGGCCGUUGUUUCACUAUCACCCUGGCGAGAUUAAUUUUGAUGAGCAAGCGUGGUUAGCUUACAACGAGGCCAACCUGGCAUUUGCUCGAGAGAUCCAGAUGAAUAUCAAGGAGAACGAUAUUGUUUGGGUUCACGAUUAUCACCUAAUGCUAUUACCCGAGUUAAUUAGGAACUAUAUCAAUGAAACCAAGAAAUUGCAAAAUGUGAAGUUAGGUUGGUUUUUGCAUACGCCGUUCCCAUCGUCCGAGAUCUAUCGUAUUCUUCCUGUAAGACAAGAGAUAUUGCGCGGUGUUUUAAGUUGUGAUUUGGUGGGUUUUCACACUUACGACUACGCUCGCCACUUUUUGUCUGCUGUUCAAAGAGUGUUGAAUGUCAAUACGCUUCCCAAUGGGGUAGAGUUUGGGGGCCGCUUUGUUAAUGUUGCCGCGUUCCCCAUUGGUAUAGAUGUUGAUAACUUUACGGAGGGUCUCAAGCAGGAAUCUGUUAUUGCUAGGGUUAAGCAAUUAAAGGAAACCUUUAAGGACUGUAAGAUAAUAGUUGGUGUUGAUAGACUAGAUUACAUUAAGGGUGUUCCACAUAAACUACAUGCUAUGGAGGUGUUUUUGAACGAGCAUCCUGAGUGGAUUGGGAAGGUUGUUUUGGUUCAGGUUGCAGUCCCAAGUCGUGGUGAUGUUGAGGAAUAUCAAUACUUGAGAACGAUGGUUAACGAGCUGGUUGGAAGAAUCAAUGGGCAAUUUGGUACCGUGGAAUUUGUUCCUAUCCAUUUCAUGCAUAAGUCUAUCCCAUUCAGCGAGUUGAUCUCUCUAUACUCGGUUAGCGAUGUCUGUUUGGUUUCUUCCACUCGUGAUGGUAUGAAUUUGGUCUCGUAUGAAUACAUUGCCUGUCAGCAGGAGAUAAAGGGCACCUUGAUUUUAAGUGAAUUCACUGGAGCUGCUCAAUCUCUAAACAGUGCGAUCAUAGUUAACCCCUGGAAUACGGAUGAGCUUUCCGAGGCAAUUCACGAAUCUCUAACUCUACCAACCGAAAAGAGAGAGGCCAAUUGGGAGAAACUCUACAAAUAUAUCUCUAAAUAUACGAGUGCUUUCUGGGGCGAGAACUUUGUCCAGGAGUUGCAAAAGCUGACUGCACAAAGGUAG